AUGCUUGUCCGCUCACUACAGCUUUUUACUGCGGCAUCUCUGACUGCUGCCACCAACCUCUUUGUCUCGGACUACUCUGGCAAUGUCACAACACUGUCCCUGACCGAGCACGGCGGCCACUACUCCCUAACCAAAACUUCCGCCAACUCCGGCUGUGCUCCGAACCCCUCAUGGCUUACUCUCGAUCCCAAUCACGCCACUUUAUACUGUCUUGAUGAAGGCCUCGAAGUCACCAAUGGCUCCCUUACCUCCUUCACCAUCGGCGACGACGGCAGCCUCACCAAAGUUCACCGCGAAGAAACAAUCAACGGCCCUGUCAGCGGCGUCAUCUACGGCAACCCUGCCCAGAAGCGCAAUAUCGCAUUGGCACACUACGUCGGCAGUGCGUUGAGCAUCUGGAACUUGGACGUCAAUCGUACGGGCAGCUUUGCUCUCGAGCAAAACAUCGUCUUCAACCUCACCAAGCCCGGCCCCAAUGCCGAGAGGCAAGAAGCCCCUCACGAGCACGAAGCUGUUCUGGACCCCACUGGCGAGUUUCUAGUCGUGCCCGACUUGGGAGCAGAUCUCGUCCGCAUCUUUUCUUUUGAUCCCGAGACUGGCAGACUAAGUGCUGAGAAACCAUUGGCUGUGCUUCCUGGCUCUGGACCCCGCCAUGUGGUCUUCUAUCAACCUUAUGGUGUAGUCAGCAAAACAGGAACUAGCUUCAUGUUUUUGGUGUCCGAGUUGGGGAAUACGGUUACUUCAUUUGCGGUCUCGUAUCCUUCUGCGGGAGGCAUGAAGUUCAAGCAAGUCUACAACACUACUUCGUACGGCGAUCUCGUUGUCCCUGACGGCAAUGCCGCGGCUGAAAUCGCCAUUUCCCCCGACAACCGCUUCCUCAUCGUCUCGAACCGCAACAACACCUCCUUCGACAUCCCAAACCCCAACCCCCACAACAGCACUUCCAUCCCCUCAGACUCUCUCUCCACCUUCUCGCUCCAAAAAGAUGGAUCACUCAAGCACAUCCAACUCUGGCCUGCAGGAGGAAUGUUCCCGAGACACUUUUCGCUAUCACCCAGUGGAGAUUUGGUGGCUGUGGGUCUGCAGUACGAUAAAGAGGUUGUGGUGUUUGAGAGGGAUGUCGCAUUGGGCACGGUGGGUAAGCCUGUGGCGAGGUGGGUGGGUGGUGGCAAUGUCACUUGUGUUGUUUGGGAGGAGUAG
Messenger RNA from Aureobasidium namibiae CBS 147.97, 1200 nucleotides. Its product is annotated as putative isomerase YbhE. Gene Ontology annotation, molecular function: protein binding; 6-phosphogluconolactonase activity. Bases 1 to 1200 code for a protein of 399 amino acids. Lineage: Eukaryota; Fungi; Ascomycota; Dothideomycetes; Dothideales; Saccotheciaceae. The record is from RefSeq and is a predicted model, not a curated record. The transcript has 2 exons.